UCUUUGGCUUCAUUUUUAUCAGGUUCAGGAUGAAAAGAGCUGGGCGAUAGAGAGACGCGAUACUCGAGUGUGCGAUACAGUCAUCUCCGACAUCUGCCCGCCCCGCCGCUCGCGCACCCUGUGGGGUACCGGGUGGAGGGGUGCGAGUGACGUCACGCCCAGCAGCUCGGAUCGUUUGCAGGUUUUUAAUCAAAAUCGUUUCAAAGGCGGAAAUUCCGCGGACAGCCGGAGAGCUGAACUCGAAAAACCCCCGAAUUCCUUGAACGUCUGGACCCCAGACAAAAGCCUCGUUUCACCCCCGCGUCUCCUACAGCCGCUGGCCGGGUCGGUGUGCUUGAACUCGGGCGCUGCUCCGGCGGGAUGGCGAGAGAGAACUUCUACGUCGUUCGCAACCCGAACACGGGCGACGUCAGGGAGGACCGAGCCAGGAAACCGAGAAGGAGCAAGAUAUGGGUAUCAGACCGCCUGGCCUCGAGCUCCUCGGCGGAGAGCGAGACGGGGAGGCGUGGCUGGGUGCUGACAGUCGUCUUCCUCCUGCUGUUCCUGCUGUCAAUCAUCCUGCUGAUCGUCAUCGCGACCAAGAUGUCCAGGCUGCAGCAGGAGAACAGCCGCCUGCAGGACAAGGCCAAACUACUGGAGAAGAAGAUCCUCAGAUACAGGGAGCAAGUCAGCAGGAAUGUCAGCACCAUCACUGAUCUGUCCUACAAGACUGGGGAGAACGUGUCCAACAUGCUGAAGGAAAUCACAGACAUCCAGAAUCACACAACCCAGAGCCUAGAUGCUUUCAACACCACCCUGAAGAACAGCCUGUUGACCCUGCUGGUCAGCUUCCUGGAAAGUUUCACCCUGGACAAUAAAGGGGCGCCGCAAGCCAGGGGGGACCCAGGACAUGACCUCAACUGCUCCGCCCUGCUGGCCAAGAUCUGCCCGGAGGGCUGGAGGCUGUGGAAGCUGCACGCAUGCUACUACUUCUCCUUGGAGAAGAAAACCUGGGAAGAAGCCCAGAGGGACUGCCGGAGCAGACAAGCCCACCUGGUUAUCCUGCAGGAUGAGGGGGAGCAGAGCUUUGUGUCCGGGAACAGCAAGGACACAGUGUGGAUUGGACUGAACGACACAGCCAAGGAGGGGACGUGGGUCUGGGUGGACGAUUUUGGCAUACUGGUGAACCAAAUAACAGUGGUGGUCAAGAAAACUGUGUUGAGCUUCUUACAACUCUGGCCAAAUGGAACGAUCUUACCUGCUCAAUGGUCAGGCAGUACGUCUGCGAGAAGCCCCUGUCCUGACCUGGCGUCCUGCCGGGGCUGGCGUCCUGCCGGGCCUGGCGUCCUACGCGACCAGCGCACAUCAGGACCCAAGAGGCUUCUCUGCGUCCAGAUCCUGGAGCUGCAGGGCAGACCCAUUUCCUGGGCCGCCCCCGCUGUAGCUGUCGCCUGGGUCCUGCGCUGCCGGCACAAGGCUGGCGGGCAGAGGGACUGCUGCGACGCCGCGAGCAGAAAUGCCCGCCGUGCCGCCUGCUGUCCCCGUGCCGUCUGCCUCUGCCCCUGCUCUGCGGUUUGCCAACAACACCCUCCUCCUCCUCCUCCCCACGGUCCUGCUCGCUAGCUGAUUCUGUCUGCUGGCAUGCUAGUGCCCCCCAAGGGGGGCGCUGUAAUGCUUAAAGAACAAGAGAGAGGGGCACCAACCGAAAUCAAAUUCCUGCCCAGGGAGGUCCCUGACUGCUGGGCAGGUUAGAAUCGCACUGCUCCUCCAGCUUUGCAGCAGUAGUUAGCUGUGUUGUUGUAGGCCGCGCUGUAGCCCUUUGCUCCAUGACACACGAAGGGGUGUGUGCUCCUGCUGUUGCCCCAGUAGUUAAGAACCUGAAGGGGAGCUGCAGUCCCAGUUUCUCACACCCGUUAUUAAAUCUCGGGAGCAAAAUAAAUUAACUGACGGUACAGGAGAAAAAAUGACCAAUUCCGAGUCAAGCACAACAUCAUGAACUCUGUGAA
Lepisosteus oculatus (spotted gar) is the source of this 1985-nucleotide messenger RNA. NCBI's taxonomy places the organism in Eukaryota, Metazoa, Chordata, Actinopteri, Semionotiformes, Lepisosteidae. The record is from RefSeq and is a predicted model, not a curated record.